CAACAGCAACAGCAACAGCAACAACAACAGCAACAGCAGCAACAACAACAGCAACAGAAGCAACAACAACAGGACGAUACGAAAUCGAAUACCGAUAAUGCAUCGUCUUGUUGUACUUCGCCUUGUUCAAUUCUAUCUACUCCAACCAGUAACAUCCAGUUUCCUAACACUCCGUCCCCUUCUCCUUAUCAACACGCGUCAGAAAACAUGAAUUCCACGCGAGAUAAUUCUUUUUAUCCUGACUUCCUUCAGUACGAAGAAGAACCUUUUAUUAUGACCACUAAUAAUAAAAGAAAACGAUUUGGAGAAGAAUCAGAUAUAUCAUUUUUAGAAAACGAUGCUAAUGACGAUGUAGUGAUAUCAAAGGAGAAGUCAACUACCAACAACAACGGAAAAUUGAUCAAUUCUGAACUAAGAAGGCAGAUUCAUAUUCAAUCUGAACAAAAAAGACGAGCACAAAUCAAGGACGGUUUUGAAGAUCUGAGAAACGAAUUGCCUAGUUGUCUAAACAAGAAAAUGAGCAAAGUAGCUCUUUUGCACAGAACUGUUCAACAUAUUCAGCACUUGAAGAAUACACAAAUGACUAUUUAUGCGGAACUCGAACGAUUAAUUACUGAAAAUGAGCAACUUAGAAAGUUCCAAGAAAAUGUAGUCCAGAAGCAAUCAUUGGAAAAGAUCUAUUCUUCUCUAUAAGCCUUGUAAAUCCCUUCCGAUCCUUAUUCUCCAUAUAAUCACACACAAACACACAAACACACUUAAGCUUGUAUAUGCCCUUUCCCUUCUUUUUUUUUUCCGACUGUAUGUGUUUC
Messenger RNA from Mucor mucedo, 809 nucleotides. RefSeq lists its product as uncharacterized. NCBI's taxonomy places the organism in Eukaryota, Fungi, Mucoromycota, Mucoromycetes, Mucorales, Mucoraceae. Gene Ontology annotation, cellular component: nucleus. The transcript is spliced from 3 exons. Gene Ontology annotation, biological process: regulation of transcription by RNA polymerase II. The coding region runs from base 208 to 693 and encodes 161 amino acids. The record is from RefSeq and is a predicted model, not a curated record. Gene Ontology annotation, molecular function: protein dimerization activity; DNA-binding transcription factor activity, RNA polymerase II-specific; RNA polymerase II cis-regulatory region sequence-specific DNA binding.